Messenger RNA from Chlamydomonas reinhardtii, 2963 nucleotides. RefSeq lists its product as uncharacterized. Lineage: Eukaryota; Viridiplantae; Chlorophyta; Chlorophyceae; Chlamydomonadales; Chlamydomonadaceae. Gene Ontology annotation, cellular component: membrane; endoplasmic reticulum; cell periphery. The record is from RefSeq and is a predicted model, not a curated record. Bases 147 to 2219 code for a protein of 690 amino acids. Gene Ontology annotation, molecular function: glycerophospholipase activity. Gene Ontology annotation, biological process: sphingolipid catabolic process; ceramide biosynthetic process. The transcript is spliced from 3 exons.
UUUCCGCUGUAGCAUAGCGCACUCGCGUCACCUGUCUUGCCCAGCAACUCAUCACAUCAUCGGUUCUGCGACUCGCGAGGCUGGCAACUUAGCGAGGCCCGCGUCACCUCGAGGCAGCGGCUACUGGCGAGAAAGUCACCUAUUGCAUGGAAUCUGGCGACAGGGCACCGGAGCCCGCCCUCCACGCCAAGAUGGACUACGCCAUCCCCAUGCCAGAGGCCCAAGCGCAACACGAGCCCAUCCAUGAGCCCCAGCCCCAUGCCGGGCCAAACCCGCGCGGCGAGCAACCAGCAGCGCACCCUGACACGCGCCGCCCCGACCUGCUGCCCGCAGAUAGCGGUGCCAGCCCAUCAGCAGAGCUCCGCCCAACGACCCCCGAGGCGGACGCACCCCAGCAGCCCGAGACCCAGGCGCUGCUGCCCGACCUCCCCAUGGAGGUCAUCCUCCAGGCCUGCGCCCACCUCGACCCCAACUUCCUGGCCUGCUGCGUCCGCCUGACGUGCAAGGCCGCCGCUUCCCAGUUGGGCAGCGUGGUGCGACUGUCGAAGCCCUGCCCCGAACACGCCUUCGCCGACCACUGGGGUCGGCCCGGGUCCACACGCCAUCUGUCGUUGGUGCAGCGACGCCGGCUAAUAUGUCUGGUGGCGGCCAGUGGCGUGGGGCCCAACGUGCGGGUGGCGGUGGCGGCCGCCGACUGCGCUGUGCCGGCGGAGGCGCUGGCGGCGGCGGCCGCGGCGGGCCACGUGGAGGUGUGCGAGCUGCUGUGGCCCCUCGUGGCCGAAGUGCUCAGGAGCAGCAGUGGCGCCGGCGCCGGCGCUGGCAGCGGCAGUCGCAGUGGCGGCGGCGGCGAGCGGCACCCCAGUGAGAUGCAGCCGCACCCCAACGUGCUGCUGGAGCGCCUGGCUCGCAGUGACCCCCUGGUGGCGGCGGCACGUGCGGGCCGCACCCAGGUGUGCUCCUGGCUGCUGACGAGGGCGGAGCAGGAGGCGCCCAGCAGCUGCAGCAGCCGCCCCCACGCGUUCUUCGACCUCGCCUCAGCCACCCUGGCGGCGGUGCUCGGCGGCAACGCAGCCCUGUACCGCACCCUGCGUGACAGGCUGGCCGCCGCUACCGGCCACAGCAAGCCGCUGCCGCCCGCGCGGCUGCUGGCAGCGCUUGCGGAGGCGGGCAACCUCGCCGCUCUGGGGCGCACUGUGGCGCUGCUGCCUCCUGCUUUGUCUCUUUCCGCUGGCUCCCUGCUGUCCGGGGGCUUUGACGCAGCCGGCUGCAGCGCGGUGCUGGCGGCGGCGGCGCGCAGCACCACCCCGGACUGGCUGGACAAGGUGGACUUCCUGAUGGGCCUCCGCCGGGUGAUGCAGGAGCCCGGCCGCGGCUUAUUGCCAUGGCCGCGCCCGGGCUCGCCGUCGCACGACGCAGUGGCGGAGGCGGUGCUGCCGCGGCCCGUCGACCACUGCCCGCGGCUGAAUGAACGCGGCCUCUGGGCAACACGGUCCAUCGCGGGCUUGCGCGCGGUGGCGGCCGCGGGCCAGGCGGGCAUCCUCCGGCAGCUGCUGCAGACCGAGCGGCUGCUGGGGGAGGUCCUCCAGGGGGUGCCGGAGCUGACGGCUGCCCUUGAUGCAACCGGCGGCUGGGGAGACCGUGGCCGGCCCCAAUCAACCGUCGGUUUCAGCCCUGCGCACUAUGCGGCCGCCUGCACAGCCGCCGCCGUGGCCGCUGCGGAGGCCAACCAGCUGCAAUGCCUGCAUGUGGCGCUGGAGUGCGCCCCACGUGCCGCACACAAGGCCGCCCUUCUGGCCGCGCUCCGGUCCGGGCACGUGGCCAUGGCGCAGUGGCUGGGGGGCCGCCUGCUCCCCACGGCACCGCCACCAGCAGCAUCGAUGCACGUCGCUGUGCAGCUGCUGGUUGCGGCGGCCGAGUCAGGGAGCCUGGAGCUGGUGCGGUGGCUGACAGAGGAGCGGCACCUGCAGCGCGGUCUGGGCCCGGAGGUUUUCAGUGCAGCGGUGCGCGGCGGCGGCUGCGAGCUGAUGGCGUGGCUGGCCGCACAGGGCUGUGAUGAGGGGGCCGACCACCUGCGGCUCUGCAUGGUCGCGGGGCGGGCCGGUGACGUGGCCAUGCUGCGGCAGCUGGAGGAGGUCGCGCGGCGGCGCCUGUGGCGCGACGCGGCCGGCAGUGGUGAGAGGUGGCCCCUCGCCACCAGGGCCUUGCUGCAGCAGGCUUAACCCCCGCUGAUGCAUACCAGCAGGUCUGCGGCCCCUGUGCGGGGUCCGGCGUGAUGAGGUGGGCAGGCCGGCCCAGUGCGUGAAUGAGUGAGUGCAGGCGCGCUGCACGGCACGGCGUCCGUGGGCGUCUGGACGAGGUGUUAUAUGUUGUGGCAGAAGCGUGUCUGAUCAAGAGGAGUGCAAGAACGUCACUGGGGGGAGGGGCUGUGCGCGUUCGGUGCUACAUCGAGGACAAGAGGGACAGUCCGUGCAGAUGGGUGGGGGAGGACAGCUCGUGCCAGAUGGGUGGGGUAGGCGAUGGGGAGCCGGAACGAACACACAGAUGAGCCCGUGCGGACUGUUGCAGGGUGAGAUUGGACUUGCUGUAUGGCGUAGCGCCUUGACCCGGGAGCUGCUGGCGCCUUUGCGAGUACAGGCAAUCUUGAACUGUGUUCAUGUUGGAGGCGGGCUGAUGGCAAAGGGAGCAUGAGCUUCGACGCCCGGUAAGUAUUGGGGGCCGCAGCAGCUGGCAGGGUUGCCACUUGCCAGCAAGGGGCAGGGCCGCCUAGGGCGUCUGCAACCGAGGCGUGUCUGCAAUGGCUGACUGAGUUGCGGUGGAGUAUAUGCGGUUGCAGAUCAAUUGCUAUAUGCCCAGGUAUGGAGUUGUUGCACCGGAUGAGGAUCGGCAGGGGAAAGCAGCGUCCAUCGCAGGCACGCGCCGAACCAGUUGUACCGCGCGGGCUCAUCGCCUUUCAGUAUCCAGUA